AUGAUUAAUAGAUUAAUAAAAUUUAAAAAUGUUAUAAAUAAUCCAACAUUAAAAAGUGGAUUAUUAACAUCAAAACCGAAUUUUUCAAAUAAUUUCAUAUCACCAAUAUUUUUAAAUAGUGGUAGUAAUAAUGAAAAUUUUAAUAGAAUUAAUAGAUUUUAUGCUUCAAGUAAUAAUGGUGGUAAUAAUAAUAAACAACAAAUUAAAGAAAAAAAAGAGAUUAAUAAUAAUAAUAAUAAUAAUAGUGGUGGUGGUAUUGUUAAUGGUAAUAAUGAAAUUCAAAUUUGUAAAGUUAUUUAUACAUCAAGAAGUUAUAGUAAAUCAAUUGAAAAUUUACCAAAAGGAUUUUCACUUCAAAAAGUUUUUGAUUCAAGUACUGGUAAUGCAAGAUGGUUAGUUGAACAAGAUACUGGUAAUUCAGUAUUUGUAUUCCCAUCAUUUGGCAGUAUAGUAUCGUGGGGUGUUGGUGAGGAAUCAUUAGAUCAAGUUUUAGAUUGGUUAAAAGCAUAUGAGCUAAAAUCAUGGCCAACUAGACAUGUAGAUAGAUACAAGUUUAGAAUAUCAACAGCAUCCAAUCAAUCAUUUGAUAUUAAUAAAAAACCAGAGGAGAUUAUAUAUCUUUCAAAAUCGGAAAGAGAUCAAGAUCUUGAGAAAUUCUCAUCAUCAUAUGCAUUUGCACAAUCGAUUAGUUUAUUCCCAUUCGAAGAUAGAGUUCAACAUUUAUCAGAAACCGCUGAAGAUAUUUCAAUCACUGGUCAAAUCUCAAAAUUUUCAAAACUUGAAAUUCUUCGUCAAUUAGGUGAACAAUUAAGACUUAAAUCUGAAUUGAAUUUAUCUGAUAUCAAUGAUACACCAGAAUAUUUUUGGGAGAAUCCAGAGGGUGAAAGUAUCUACAAUUCAAUUAGAUCUCAUUGUGAAAUCAAUAAACGUAUUAGAGUAAUGAAUGAAAAAAUUAAUUUAAUUACAAAUAUUUAUGAAGUUAUCAAUGAUGAACAAAAACAUAAUCAUUCAAUUCGUUUAGAAAGAAUUAUUAUUUUUUUAAUUGCAAUGGAAAUUUUCAUAACUUUACUUGGUAAAUAUGAUGAUUAUAAAAAGAGAACUAAAAAUGAAGAAGAACAACAACUACAACAACAACUACAACAACAAUAA
This is a messenger RNA of Dictyostelium discoideum AX4, 1149 nucleotides long. RefSeq lists its product as hypothetical. The coding region runs from base 1 to 1149 and encodes 382 amino acids. Lineage: Eukaryota; Evosea; Eumycetozoa; Dictyosteliales; Dictyosteliaceae. The transcript has a single exon. Gene Ontology annotation, cellular component: mitochondrion. The record is from RefSeq and is a predicted model, not a curated record.